GGGUAGGGGCAAGGGAGUAUACAUGACCACAAGUUCAGUUACAGUGGCAGGGUUGGAUGAGAGGUAUUUACAUUAUCAUAAGAACAGUUAAGAUGUCAGGGUUGGGUGAGGAGCUUGUCCUGGAAGUGAUCAGGGACAAUGGCAAACACAGGCAGCAAGUGGGAGACAUCAGCCUGGGCAGGCAGGACUUCAGACUUUCAGGCUCCAGGCUUGCAUAUGGAGACCUGACAGUAAGGAAAAAUUAAAACUAGCUGGUUGUUAACUUUAGCCAAGACAAAACCCCAGUUCAGCUACUGAAGAUGGCUCUCUACCAUCCUAGAAGCAGGAAAAAGAAACUCAACUUCCCUGUUGGAAGUGACUUCAAACUCCAUAAAGGAGUUACCUGCCUUUCAUUGUCAUGGAAGCAGGAAAACUUGUCUUCCUUGUUAGAAGCAAGUAAAACUCCAUAAAAAGGGAGUUGUACAGCAAAAUAAACUUUAGAUCUCAACUAAAUUUUGGGAGAUCAGGGAUUUGGUUGGAGAGAAUGCUCCCAGAUCCCAGCAAAUUUUCCUACUGAUUUGAGCCAUAAAGUUAGCUCAUGCUGGUACCAAGCACUUACAGGAGAUUUGUCAAGUAUCAGGAGCACCUCCACUCAGAAUCCCUCAGUGAUUAUCAAAAUGUGAACACCCAAAAUCUGAGACAGGUCUGUUAAUUUAGAAAAUUUAUUUUGCUAAAGUUGAAGAUGCGUGCCCAUGACAGCCUCAUGAGGGCUGAUGACGUGUUUGGUUUUAUACGUUUUAGGGAGACAUGAGACAUCAAUCAGCAUAUGUAAGAUGAACAUUGGUUCAAUCUGGAAAGGCAGGACAACUCCAAAUGGGGAGGGGACUUCCAGUUCAUAGGUAGAUAAGAGAUAAAUAAUUGCAUUCUUUUGAGUUUCUGAUUAGCCUCUUCAAAGGAGGCAAUCAAAUAUGCAUUUAUCUCCUGUAUAGAGGGGUGACUUUGAAUAUUAUUGGAGGCAGGUUUGCCCUAAGCAGUUCAACGCUUGACUUUUCCCUUUAGAUUAAGUGAUUUUGGGGGCCCAUGGUAAAAUUCCCUUUAGAUUAAGUGAUUUGGGGGCAUGUUUUGUUUUUCUACACUAUGUAGAAUAUAAGGAUAUAUACUGCCUUCAGAGUAACUAGUAGGUACUAGGUGGUACUAAACACUCCCAGAUAUAAGAGUCAGCAGCCUACACUGAGCAAUUUAAGGGUACAUGAAAGUCUGAUCAGCUUCAACAUGCCUUCUGCUUCCUCAGUGCCAUAAUCUGCUAUCUCCACCAUCAGACCCACUUCAUUAAAUUGCAUUUGCAGUUAAUUAUUCUAUUCAGAGCCCCUGCAUAAGACUAGGAGCUGCUGCAUAACAGCUAGGUGCUUAUGAUUAAUGCAACUAGCAACUAACUUGCUGUAAGUACUGAUUGAUUCUCAAACCUUGUAGAAAAGAUGACUUUUACUUUUUCCACGCUACCUCCUGAGGGCUCCAUACCAUGUUGUUCUGGAUUCCUGUCGUAACUUAAAGGGAAAUUUUCACAAUGUCCGGAGUCCUUAAUGUCCUGAAAAUGAAGGAGGAGGAUGUCCUUAAGUUCCUGGCAGCAGGAACCCAUUUAGGUGACACCAACCUUGACUUCCAGAUGGAACAGUAUAUCUAUAAAAGGAAAAGUGAUGGCAUCUACAUCAUAAAUCUGAAGAGGACCUGGGAGAAGCUUCUCCUGGCAGCUCGUGCCAUUGUUGCCAUUGAAAACCCUGCUGAUGUCUGUGUUAUGUCCUCCAGGAAUACUGGCCAGAGAGCCGUGCUGAAGUUUGCUGCUGCCAGUGGAGCCACUCCAAUUGCUGGCCGCUUUCCUCCUGGAAGCUUCACCAACCAGAUCCAGGCAGCCUUCCAGGAGCCAUGGCUGCUUGUGGUUACUGACCCAAGGGCUGACCACCAGCUUCUCACGGUGGCGUCUUAUGUUAACCUACCUACCAUUGCUCUGUGUAACACAGAUUCUCCUCUGCUCUAUGUGGACAUUGCCAUCCCAUGCAACAACAAGGGAGCUCACUCAGUGGGUUUGAUGUGGUGGAUGCUGGCUCGGGAAAUUUUGCACAUGUGUGGCACCAUUUCCUGGGAACACCCAUGGGAGGUCAUGCCUGAUCUUUACUUCUACAGAGAUCCUGAAGACAUUGAAAAAGAAGAGCAGGCUGCUGCUGAAAAGGCUGUGACCAAGGAGGAAUUUCAGGGUGAAUGGACUGCUCCAGCUCCUGAGUUCACUGCUACUCAGCCUGAGGUUGUCCACUGGUCUGAAGGCAUGCAGGUGCCCUCUGUGCCUAUCCAGCAGUUCCCUACUGAAGACUGGAGCCCCCAGCCUGCCACGGAAGACUGGUCUGCAGCUCCCAACGCUCAGGCCUCUUAAACAACAUAUAAGAUUCAUGGAAAAUAAACAUCGAGUUUCUAAAAAAAAUGAUGACUUUUAGAUGAGAUCUUGAAGGAUGAUUAGAGGUCAGAAAGUGAAGUACCCUGUGCAAUCAACAAAUGUAUGAAGUAGGCUAGAUACAAUACAAUAGGAGCCUAGCUGCUUUUGUUAACUGGGUAAUAGUAUAUACGUCAUUACUUGCUAUAGGCCCAAUGUAAUGGCCAAACAAAAUGUAUCUAAAGCCACAUAAAAAUCCUUGGCUACCAGCUUGAGAUCCCUGAUUUAAAUAGAUGGAGGAAGGAUGGUAAGUUAUUUCCAACUGAAGGAGUAAUAUGAAAAAAAAAAGUAAUCAUGACUUGCAUGUUACCUAAGAGAACUCUAUUGCCUUUGAAUAAUUUAUCACAGAGAUUGGCAAUAUUUCAGAAGUAUGGGUACAAGAAAUGACCUCUCUUCUUUCAAAGAGAUAGAGACUGGUAGAGUAAGAUCUCAUAACCUAGAGUGAGCAAAGGGCUUCUUUAUGGCUCAAGGUUCAGAAAUAUUUCCCAUAAAUAUUUCGCUGUUAAUACUAACAUAUUCUUCUUUAAAAUGCAGAUGUCAAUCAGAAAAAUUCAAAUCAGAUCACCUUGUAUAACUUAGCUGAGACUAACACCAAAGAGGGAAUAGAAAAUUACAUGGGGGAGGUUGGGGGGGAAAUUUAGAAUUUAGGGCUUGGGUGAAAGUCAGAAUUGUAGGUGGAAGUGAGUGCUCUGGCAAGCUGAAGGCAGCUGAAGAAGCCUGCAGGUAGUGGGGGUGGAUACUGCAGGAGGGGGGGAGGCAGUCUUUGCCUACUGUGUGGUUUUGCCUAGGGCAGCUAAUUGCUUGUGCCCAGAAAAUUGCCUCUGGAAGCCUUAGGCAAUAUGCAGUAGCUUUCCCCUGAUGCCUAGUUUAUCAAGUUAAGUUGAAAUUUGGUGGAGAGGAGGGGGAGAAGGAUGAGCUGAAAGAAUUCCUGAGCUGAAAGAAAUUUCAAAGGUCACCAACUUUUUCAACAAAGUAACUCCCAUGAUAAGAGAGGGAACUUGAAUCUCCAGGAAUCUGGGGACUUAGCCCAAAGUAACCCACCACAAAUGGGAAUAUCUUUGAAAUCUCUUGGUUUAUCUUAAAACUUUACAUAAAUUUUGUAUUGAUUCAAUAUAACAAUGUUUGUUUUAAUAUAAAAAGACUUUAAAUUACUACAUCCAACUCACCAAUCUCUAAAUAAAACUGUCUAAGUCCCUACCCAUAAUAUGUCAAAUGGCUUGGCCAAGACAUUUAGUUAGUAAGGGCCAAGACAGAAUAAGAAUUCAGGGCCUAGCACAGUGGCUCACACCUGUAAUCCCAGCACUUGGGAAGGCCAAGGUAGAUGGAUUACCUAAGGUCAGGAGUUUGAGACCAGCCUGGCCAACAUGGUAAAACCCCAUCUCUACUAAAAAUACAAAAAUUAGCCAGCCAUGAUGGUAGGUGCCUGUAAUCCCAGCUACUCCAGAGGCUGAGACAGAAGAAUUGCUUGAACCUGGAAGGCGGAGGUUGCAGUGAGCCAAGAUCCUGCUAUUAUACUCUUAACCUAGGUGACAGAGUGAGACUCCAUCUCAAAAAAAAAAAAAAAAAAAAAAAAGAAUUCGGGUCUCCUGACCACCAUGCCGUUAUCUCAGUUAUGUACCAAUGGUGAUGAACAACAGUGCAAGAUGGAGAGGACUGUGUUUGGGGAGAAGGGUAAAAAAGGGAAAGUGGAAGGGUCUUCAUAAUUUUCCUCUAGGAUUGACUCUUGUGUGAAGAAUAUAUAAAGUAAGGGAAGAGUUCUAACUAUAUGCCCACACUUUGUACUGGACACGUUAUCUUUAUUAUAUCUCUUAAUUUUCAUAGCAACUGUGGUAUAAGUUAUCACCAUGAUACAGUACAAGAUGAAUGAAUUCUGAGAUUAACAAUUUGCCUGUGGCUGCUCAGCUAGUAAGAGGUAGAGAUAGGAUUUGAAUCCAGAUGUGUCUGACAAGGCCACACUGCCUCUUUUCCACAGAUGUUAAUUAAACGUAUACUAUAUGCAAAGUACUAUGCUAGGUGCUUUAAGUGUAUAAAUUAAUAGCUGAUUAGGGAUAUAAGCAAGGAGGUUGGUGGUCUUGUUCUUGGAGUCUAUAGCCUAAAGGAGGAACUCCUUAAUUAACUUAGCUGUCUAUCUAAUGCCCCAAUCUGAUAAAGAAGUGAAUGAGAUCACUCACAACCACAAAAAUUAGAAGGCAUUUUCAGUUCUCAUAAAAGCUUUUGUAAAAAUCAGAGGAUACACCACACAUGGCCAAAGCCGUUUUUAUUAAUACUUUAUAGUUUUGCAUGGCAUAUGGAAAAAUGUUCUCAAACUGUCCUAAGAUAUUAAUAGAUUCAGCAAAACCAAAACCAAAAACCUAGUGUUAGCAAUAUUUUCUUCAAAGUGCAUUAAAAAUAUAAAUGUAAGAAAAAUACUAAGCACAUUUCUCUUGUUCUUAUUAUGUAAAAGUCUGUAUUUAAGGAAUGGUGGGCAACCUUAAGAGGAAAAGAAGUUGCAUAUGUUACCUGAAGACCAAAUGACUGGUGAUCAGUUUGUUAGUCAAUGCAGAGUCAGGUUUUACCAUUUUAUCAACUUAUUCUAAACUUUAAUGUAUGUCAACUAUUCAGUGAUGUUAAGACUUUCUCAUGCAUAUUUGUGAUAUAGAUAAAAAUUUUAAUUGUUUUAAGGUGGUUUCCUUGACACUAUUUUUACUGUUUACUUUAAUCUAAAUGCCUAUUAUAUUUCAUGGAUUCAUAUUGAUCUUUCAUCACUACUUUAUAAUGCGUUUUGAGGGCAAACAUUAUUGUGAAAUACUGAUCUAGAACUUGUUGCUGCCAAAUUGAUACCAGUAUUUGAUUGUCAGUUUCUCAAAAGAGAUACUAAUCUUUCUUAUUUGGUUUUCUAUGUUUUGAACUUUUGUUACAUGUUAGAUGGAUACGUAGUGUCCAAUGUAUGUAUAUCUACAAUGUUAACAGCACCUAGAUGGAAUGCACAUACAUGCGCUUUCUUACUUACUUGAUAACAAGAAAUAUUUAAUGAGAGUGGUUAAAGAAGUACAUUUUAUGUUACCUGUAUUUUGUUACAAUAAAAAAUGCAACAGGGUGACUGAUACUGGUACAUAAGAAAGAAUACAAAUUUAUAAAUUGCAAAACAUAAUAUUUUUGAUGUCAUAAUCAGAUAUGACAGUAAAUAAUAAUCAUAUUUUAUUAGUAUGAGGAAAAAAACAUAACCAGGAGCUACAUUUCCCAGAGGAUAUAAAUAAGAAAUAAACGAAUGAGAAUAUUUACAUAGAAUUAAGUAAAAAGAUAGACCACAAUUCUUUUUUUUUCUUUCUGAGAUAGGAUCUUGCUCUGUUGCCCAGGCUGGAGUGCAGUGGCAUGAUCUCAACUCACUGCAGCCUCUGCCUCCUGAGUUCAAGUGAUUCUUGUGCCUCAGCCUCCUGAGUAGUUGGGACUACAGGUGUGUGCCAACACGCCCAGCUAAUUUUUAUAUUUUUAGUAGAGACAGGGUUUCACCAUGUUGCCCAGGCUGGUCUUGAACUCCUGACCUCGAGUGAUCUGCUCACCUCGGCCUCCCAAAGUGCUGGGAUUACAGGCCUGAGCCUCCCAGCUUAGGCAACAAUUUUUAAACAGAAACUGGUCAUUGAUGUGUUCUUAGUACUUGGUAUAGUGUCUGACACAGAGUAGGUGUUCAAGGUAUAUUUUUUGAAUGAAUAAUAAGAUUAUUUCCACACUAGAGCUUUUUCCCUAGUUGCCCAUUUAACCAUUUACUUCCAAGAGCAAGUUACAUAACUUAUUCCCUUAGAAUAUGGUGAGGCUAAACGAGAGUGAUUAUAAAACUCUUGAUAAUGCCACGUUAAACUACCAUCAUUCUCGGCAAACUGACACAAGAACAGAAAACCAAACACCGCAUGUUCUCGCUCAUAAGUGGGUGUUUAAUAAUGAGAGCACGUGGACACAGGGAGGGAGACAUCACACACUGGGGCUUGUUGGAGGGUGGGAGGCUAGGGGAGGGAUAGAAGGGAGAUGGAAGAUAGGGGAGGGAUAGCAUUAGGAGAUAUACCCAAUGUAGAUGACGGAGUGAUGGAUGUAACAAACCACCAUGGCACGUGUAUGCGUAUGUAACAAACCUGCACAUUCUGCACAUGUAUCCCAGAACUUAAAGUAUAAUAAAACAGACAAACAAAAUGUUGUAUGUAAAAAAUAUAUCUGGGUAAAAAUACUUUUAGGAAGCUUUAUUUUAAAAAUCACUUAUGUACCUUUAUUAUCAUAUUUGAUUGAACCAUAUGAAAUCGCCAUUUUUUGGUAGGUCAAAAAUUAACAAUUUUAUUUGGUUUGGUCUUAGUUUAUAAAUUACUGGCUAGUGUGUGCCUUCAGUUUUUCAUGUUGGAAACAUUACAACUUGGAGAAAAUACACUUUAAUGUUCAUUAAAAGGAUUCUUUUUUGCUUCCAAGUGCCAGGAACUGAAAAGUGAUCUCAGAAAUCAGAACAAAUAUUAUAACACCUUCAUUAAAAUAUGUGAGCCUGACACCUUUAUUGCUAAAUUUUAUGCUUAAUCACAAAUCUCCUACCAGAGGCUGUGGAAUGACCAUCUGAAUGUAUUGUAAGAACUCUUAAUGGUCUUAAAUAUUGAUUACCUUAACACACAGCAGUCUCUUUCACUUCUGAUGUUUAAAUAAGCCUUCCCAAUUAUGGUUUAAAAAAAUGGUAAUAUCAUUUACUUUAUAAUUAGAGGUGUAAUAAUAAAGUAGAUUUAUAAUUUGUUUUUAAAAAUAUUGCUAGUAAUACUUACAAUCAUUUGGAGGGCCCCCAGAGGUAAUGACAAUGGGCAAAAUUUUACACAGGAAAUGGAACGCUUUGCUUCUGACAUCAUACGUGAUACCUUUAGCUAUUUGUGAACACUGCCACAUGAGAGACUUCAGGGACACAACCUUCAUAACUGAGAAGUAUAAGGCAGAGAAUUAGAGAGGUGCAGAAUAUCACCUUCUAGCUUGUAACCAAUGUGCCCUCUUUGUUUUCCCAGUCUCUGUUUAUCAAGGAAGGACUUAGACUGAAAUUACGCAAGAAUGGCCAGUUACCUAGUCUUGCUAGUAGACCAUUCCAGCAUUAUUGGGAGGAGUGAGUGGAUGAUACACUACAUUUUAGUCACUGUAAAGCCUUCCAGACAUUUUCUAUGCUUAUAUUUACCUAUACACUUUAAAAAAUAGUACCAUAUGGCACA
This is a messenger RNA of Callithrix jacchus (white-tufted-ear marmoset), 7653 nucleotides long. The record is from RefSeq and is a predicted model, not a curated record. NCBI's taxonomy places the organism in Eukaryota, Metazoa, Chordata, Mammalia, Primates, Cebidae.